GUUAAGAAGCACAUUUUAUGGGCAUUUAAAAUACCAUGACGUUAUUCUUUUUCAGUAUGGACGACAGAGCAAUCGAUGGAAUAUUCUUAGGUUGCCUCGACAACCUCCCCCCUGUCAGUUCAAAGAUUGUCAGAAUAUUCACCAGUUCCACCUUCACAGAUAUGUCAAUGGAAAGAAAUGCAUUGAUGGAAGAAGUUUAUCCACGAAUUAAAGACUUUUGCAGAGAGAAACACGGUCUUGAAUUUCAGGUUGUUGAUAUGCGUUGGGGUGUGAGAGAUGAAGCGACCGACGAUCACAUGACUACAGAUUUAUGUAUGCGUGAAAUCGAAAAUUGUCAACGCUUAUCCAUGGGUCCCAACUUUGUGACAUUUCUAGGACAAAAAUAUGGCUAUAGGCCGAUACCAACAAUAAUUGAUGGCAAAGAGUUCCGCAUGAUACACGAUACACUAGGCCUUAUGAACCAGGAUGUAUCGCUUUUGGACAGGUGGUACAGAGAGGACACGAAUGCUGUACCUUCAGUGUUCGUCCUUCAACCAAUCAGUUCUGUUUUAGUGAACUUCAACAAUAAGGUAUUUAAGAUUAUUUUUAGUUAUGCUAACUAAUAUCGAUGGAUUGUUAUAUGUAAAUUUACUCUUUUGAGAUAACUGAA
Parasteatoda tepidariorum (common house spider) is the source of this 649-nucleotide messenger RNA. Its product is annotated as NACHT and WD repeat domain-containing protein 2. NCBI's taxonomy places the organism in Eukaryota, Metazoa, Arthropoda, Arachnida, Araneae, Theridiidae. The record is from RefSeq and is a predicted model, not a curated record. Gene Ontology annotation, molecular function: protein binding.